CCCGCCGUUCUUCGAUAAUAACGAUGAAGAGAAAGAGAGACGUCGGCAGUUCUGCUUCUCCUUCUCGACGCAGUUCGAAGUUGACGAAGAGAAAGAGAAAGGUCUUUGGCUCUGCUUCUCGUUCCCGACACAGUACCAAGUUUCUGAAGCGACAUAAAAAGGGGUCCUCUGAUAAAUUGCAUAGCUAUAAUCACGAAGACCGAAUUAGUCAGCUUCCGGAGGACGUCCAGUUGUUUAUAUUAUCUUUCCUGACAAUUAAGGAGGUGGCCAUGACUCGUUUCCUUUCCACUCAAUGGAGGGACUUGGGGGCUUCCAUUCCUCGUCUAGACUUCAAUGCCUCAUUGUUCCCAAUUAACAAAGGCAUUACCCACCUGCCUCCGUACGCGAGGGAAGAUUAUGUUAGGGAAGAUUAUGUUAGACGUGUUAGUAAGGUGAUUCAAUCAUACAAAGGGCAGAUUUUGGAGGAGUUCAGACUUCAGUAUUGCCUGACUGAGACGCAUAAAAGUUUUAUUGAUUGGUGUAUCGAGUUUGCUUUAUCUAAGAAAGUCAGGAAGCUGGAUUUGGACUUCAAUCUACCAUUUGGAGCUGGUAACGAUAUCUAUGAGAAGCAUCUCAUCUACAUGAGAAUAUAUAAUGUAAUUAUCAAGGACGUCGAUCAGCAAAAGAAGUAUGCUUUUCAAGUAGGAGCUGGGAGCCAAGCUGCUACUCAUGAUAUAUCAUCACCCGUUUGCAGGUCAUUCCUUCGUUUUGAGUCGCUCACAUCUCUAUGUUUGAGGUCCGUCAGAAUGACUGGGGAUGUUCUGGAGGGUCUUCUGUCAACUUGUCCUAUUCUUGAAACGUUGACUCUGCAUCAUGUCUAUGACUUGGCCUGUUUGAAAAUUGCUGGUCAUUCUUUGAGGUUGAAGCACUUGGAGAUAGUCGGAUGUGGUGAUUUGGACAAAAUCGAGUUAUAUGAUGUUGUAACAAUCGUUUCUUUUGUGUUAUAUGAUGAAAGAGUUCGUCUUCAUGUGCUGCUGCCAGGCUGGUCUGAUAAGAAAUUUUUACUGAGGAACCUUCCAGGCUUAGUGGAUGUAUCUUUUUCAAUAAUUUCAAAACUGGUGGAUCAGUUUCGUAUGCUCUCCUCCCUUGUUUCCCAGCUGAAGCAUCUGAAGGUGGCUGUUUACCCGGGACCUCUGGUAGAUCUAGACUAUCCAAUUAUCCACAAACUUAAUGGUCUGCUAGAAUUGGAAGUGUUCUGGGUAUCGCCGCCGGAUCAGGAUCUCCUUAAGCUGGUGCCCCUCUUGGAAGCAGCACCUUAUUUGGAAAAUAUUACAAUACGGAUGAUUGCCAGAUUAUCGGUAGAAGAAUGGGAAAGUAGGGAGCUUAAGGAGGCCGAGAGACGUACUAAUGGCCUUGAACACCUGAAGGUGCUGGAAUUGGCCGGGUAUCGCCGACAUCCAAAUGAGGACGACUUCAUCUCUUACAUCAUUACAAAUGCCACAGCACUUGAGACCAUUAUCAUAGACCCGAAUUAUCAAUCUAAGCCUAAGUGGCAUAUUAAUUCUUACCAAAAAAAAUCGAAGUUGGAUGAGAUUCAUAAGGUCGAAGGCUACGUGAGGCAACAUGCUAAGGAGUGGCUUCAAGGGAUCAUACCUCCUAGAAUUGAGUUGGUCAUCCGUUAGAUAGAAAAACAAUCACAGUACUACUUGAACAUAUUUGUAAGUUAAGUCUAGAGUGAGGCAUUGAAGGGAAAGGAGACUAGUAACGGCUGCUUCCUGGAUUGUAAGGAAAGACCAAGUAUGCAGGAGGAUUUUCAUCCGGCAGCUGACUGAUUUGAUUAUCAGGAUUAUAGCAAUCCAAUUUACAGGAGUAGAAUGUAUAACAAUACUAUCACAAACUUCUUUCCCUGGUUUGUACCUCGUCAUUAGCCUUUGUAUUUGAUAGACUUAACCGUUUAGUCCCUGGCGUUUUAGAGACCAAUUUGAC
Molecule: messenger RNA, 1965 nt
Organism: Linum tenue
Lineage: Eukaryota; Viridiplantae; Streptophyta; Magnoliopsida; Malpighiales; Linaceae
Source: the annotation of a GenBank genome assembly